AUGGUACCAAUCUCUCUGCUUUUAGGAUUUCUAGCUUUGAGUAUAACUCACAGCCAUGAGGAUUUUUAUUAUAAAGGAGAUGUCAAAUUGAUUUUAGGCGUAAAUGACAUGAAAUCACUGGUCCAAAGUGGAGAACUCACGAUUAGCAAAGCAAUGGAAAUCUGGGAAUCUCUAGUGAAAAGAGCUGAAGAAGCAGAUAUUGCAAUUUACUCUGGGAUGGCGCUGUUUUGGCAUUGAUUUUCCCACUGGAAAAAUUUUUUUGGUUCGACUAGUACCAUAUGGUUUGGUCAAACCAAAAAAUUUUUCAGUGGGAAAAUCAAGUCCAAAAUAGUGCCAUCCAUGGGAAAAUCCCAUACUAUUUAUAACCCAGAAACCCAAGGAGAUGAUACUUACUAUUUGUUUGGAAUCAUACCUGUUUUAUCAAUUUUUUAUGGAAUUGGCUCAUAUGCUAUUUUAGGUCUUUUUGCAGGAACCAUGUCUACUUGCUAUUCUAACAGAUCGGCAGUCAGUUUAUGCUUAAGCAGCUUAUUUUUCGCGUUUUUGUUAUAUAUGGGAGGGACUAUUUUAUAUGAAAACACAGGCUCUGGGCUGAUAAGCAGCAUUUUAUUAAUUGCAUGCUGCUUGUCUUGGGCGAUGUUCUUACACAGUAUUUUAAUAUUUUUGAAAUAUUCUGACAUGGAGCCAGAAAUAGAGACUUUUAAUAUAGAGCAUAAUAUAGGAGUAAAAGCCUUUACAGCAAUUUUUAUAUCAUGGGUUUCAUAUAUCCUCAGUUUUUGCUGCCCUUUUCCUCUUGUUCAGUUGCCAUUUUAUAUUGGAAUUGCUUAUAUAGGCUAUCUUAUUGGUCUUAAGCUGCACCCAAAAAUGCCUUUACGUUUGCAGCCAUUUUGGUGUGUUUUUGUUUUACUUUAUUCAGGGAUAAUCCUUGCAUACCUAUAUUUAGCAGGUGACAGAGCGUUUCUAUAUAAAGAUGAUUAUGAGUCAAUGGAUAGAAAAGUUGACUUUAGGCUAGUAGGCUAUAUUUUUAAUGGAGCAUUAAUAUCAGUUUUAUUACCAGUUUUAGUAUAUGUGAAUUAUUUUGGCGAGUAUGAAGAAUUUAAAAGAGAUUAUUUAAAUUUUGUGCUAAUAAAUGACAAAAUAGCCCAAAAUCCUGGUGGAUAUAGAAAUUGGUGCACAAAAGAUAUGCUUGUUUUAGGAUUGAUGAUAUUUUAUAUAUUUUUAUCAUUUUUCGGUUUUAAACAGAGAGUUUGGUGCUUAGUUAUAUAUGGAUAUGCAGGAAUAUCAAUUGGGACAUCAUUUUUGCCUCGUACAAACUCAUUUUUUCCUGAUAGGGCUUUAUAUACAGCUAUACUCCUUUUCCAAGUCAUAGUGUCUUCAUUUUUGAAUAAUAUUGAAGAUACAUUUUCUCCACAAAUAAUUUCAUUUUUUCCUGAUACUAUCGUAUGGCCCUUUUUAAGCACAAUUGUAAGGACCUUGCUAGCAGUUGUGGCAGUUUUCAAUUUAUAUUCAUCUAACUUAUUCCCUUUAAGCAAUCCUUUAGCGAAAGAUGAAAACAGCCCUUCACAAACGUGAAUUGAGUAUGUUUUAAGCUUUUUUACAAGGUAUCUGCUGAAUAUUAUUUUGAUUUUAUUGGUUGAAGACGAAAGUUCGUGACUGGUUAGCUUGGUUUAUAAUCUGGCAAUAGUGUAUUGUAAUCAUAUACCUUUAGAUUAUUCAGGAUCAGAAAGCACAACUGAUAAAAUUAUGAGAAACUCAAUUGUAUUUUUAUUUGGAUUGAGGCUAUCGAUAAUGGCUCAAAGCGUCUAUCUUGCGUUUUAUAUAGGGAUCUUGCUAUAUUAUACUAUUAUGAUAGGUAUUUAAAGUCCUUCUUCCUGGAUCCCCCGUUAUACAGGUGUGCUAUGUGGUAAAUCAUAUAUGCAAAAUGCCUUGUCAUACCCCAGGUUUUCUAUAGAGCUCGCCCUUUUGGUCUAAUAUUGAUUUUUUCUAUUAUCUGCUUUUUUGCAGUCACCUGGCAAAGAAUCAACCAAUAGCAACUUAGGCAAGUAAAUUGCCCUUCAUAUUGGUACCCACUGCGCUGGGAGCUAAAGGCAAAAAGAGAAAAAUAUAAAAUAAAGUAUUAAAUAUAUUUAUAAUAAGCAUGUUAUAAAUCGUGCUUUAAUAGCUUAAAAUAAAAAGUAAUACAAUAUCUCUUAUAUUUCUUAUUAUCAUGACUAGAUAGUUUGGUAUUGAUUGAAGAGGGGGUCGGAUUGCGCUUGAUCAUAAAGACCUAUCACUAACUAGACGAUGGCUCGUCUUCAGCCAUUCUAUGAAUAUAUAUAGAGAUUUUGGAUGAUGGGUGUGUCUUUUUAUAGAUAUAUUAUGGAAGAGAAAAUGAAUUUCGAGUUCUAUUCUGCAUUAUUUUGCUAUUGCGGGAUAUUGAUAGUAUAUAGCGUUUGCAUUAAAAGCUAUAUAGCAUGUUUUGUUGGGCUAGGAUUUUUUUAUAUCGCAAUUACAAAGGCUUUGAAAAUAGAAAGAUGGGAAAUUAUCGGAGGUGCUGCUUUAAUUAUUACUAUCCUGCUAUUUGGAAUUUGCGCAAUAUGGGUUGAGCCACUAUUUAUUACAAUAGAAGGAUUUUUUACACAAUAUCAAUUAGGCAAAAGCUUAUACUAUUCUCUCUCAAAUGCAGAGAUUUUUGUGCCAGAAAAAGGUCUGAUUUCUGAAGUCUUGCUUCACCUACGGCUAUUUAUUUCUUUAUAA
Blepharisma stoltei is the source of this 2733-nucleotide messenger RNA. The record is from the annotation of a GenBank genome assembly. NCBI's taxonomy places the organism in Eukaryota, Ciliophora, Heterotrichea, Heterotrichida, Blepharismidae.